GGCAUACACGUCGGAGUAUCACACAUACACAUUAGCGUUGUAGGUAUUGUAGUCUGCUGUGUCGGGGUCAUUAUCACGUGACUUGGUCCUACAGCUUCAGAGCGCACUCAACCUCAGCAACGUCAUUCGUUGAGGAUCCCGAAGAUGGCGGACCGAAAGAUACUCUGCUUUAGCAUCCUUUUUGGCGUUUUAUUUUGUGUUGCAUCUUUGGGGAAAUGCAACGAACAAGUACCCUUGAUGAUGUGGUCAAGUGCCGGUUCCCCGCUGCUGUCUCAGACGCCACCGGCAGCGGGACAUAUCGUGUCCAGCUCUCAGUUGGAGUCCUACCUGAAAACUGCACUGAGCAAUACACCGCAUAACGUGCUACUCUUCCUCCAGGACAAGUUGAGUGUGGAUGACUUCACCAUGUAUGGAGGAGUGUUUGGGAACAAACAGGACAGCGCCUUCUCAAAUCUUGAGGCAGCGCUGCGCUCCUCCAACCCCCUUCUGCUGCCGUCUGUGUCUCGCCCUGCCGCCAGCGCCGUCACCGCGCUCCUUCAGGAGCAGCUGGACACGUCCCCCCUCUACAUGGACCCUGAGACCCUUGCACAGCUCCGUCUCAACGCCUCUGUCGCCGCCCUGCUGGUAUUCCGCCUUCCCUACGCCACAAGUGCUGAUAUGAUGUCCGCUAAAGAAGUCCUCAUUGGAAAUGAUGAGGUGAUUGGCCAGGUCUUGAGCAUCAUGAACAGCCAAGCCGUCCCCUACACCGCAGUUUACACAGCACUGCAGCCGUCUCGAAUGAUCGAGGAGGUCCCUCUGGCCCUACAGUCAGUCGGGGGGCGCUCCCUUCUGCAGUCCCGAAAAUCCAAGGGCAAGGCUAAGGGAGAGGAAGAGGGCCCCUACCCCCCCGUGGAGUUCCAGGAGAAGGGCUCUCCCUGCAUCCUGAUGUGGGCUGAGAACCUGACGGUCAGCUUCCAGCGCGAGGGCAAGUAUCAGAGGCACGACCUGUCCCCGCUGACCUUCGGAGAGUCCGCGCCCGUCAAACUUACCGGCUCCUCCUGCACAGAGAGCGCCUCAAGACUGGUUCUGAACUAUGAAAAUGUCCUGGGAUUCCGUUCUUUCAAAGUCAUCUUCGCCAUGAGCCAGCGCCUCUACAAGGUCUCCGCCCGCCGCUGGUUCACCCUGGACGAGGUCAUCCUGGAGUACGAGGGCAAGAAGGCCACCUUCAACGCCAGCCGCUCCGUCUACGCCCCGGCCGAGUACUCGUACCGCUGCGAGUCCGUCAGGAGCGACCGCUACCCCCAGCUCACGCCCAAGUCAUCCAAGGACGCUGCCAACUUGUGGAAGGUUGCUUUCGAGGACUUCCAGAUCCAGGGCUUCAACGUGUCGGGGAGGAGGUUCUCGUACGCCAGCGACUGCGCCGGCUUCUUCACGGCGGGCAUCUGGAUGGGGCUGCUGACCUCGCUGCUCAUGGUGCUCAUCCUCACCUACGGCCUGCACAUGAUCAUGCAGCUGCGCACCAUGGACCGCUUCGACGACCCCAAGGGCCCCGCCAUCUCCGUGCCCCAGACCGAUUAGAACCAACCAACCAAACCAACCCGCCCGCCUGCCAGCCAACCACCCAGCCUAGCGGGCAGUGGUGGCUCGUCUUAAACCCACC
Messenger RNA from Clupea harengus (Atlantic herring), 1639 nucleotides. It is a transcript of the gene atp6ap1a, whose product is annotated as ATPase H+ transporting accessory protein 1a. Gene Ontology annotation, molecular function: ATPase activator activity. NCBI's taxonomy places the organism in Eukaryota, Metazoa, Chordata, Actinopteri, Clupeiformes, Clupeidae. Gene Ontology annotation, cellular component: proton-transporting V-type ATPase complex. The record is from RefSeq and is a predicted model, not a curated record.